Molecule: messenger RNA, 1558 nt
Organism: Hydractinia symbiolongicarpus
Lineage: Eukaryota; Metazoa; Cnidaria; Hydrozoa; Anthoathecata; Hydractiniidae
Product: kappa-type opioid receptor-like
Exons: 1
Coding region: 314-1381 (355 amino acids)
Biological process (GO): G protein-coupled receptor signaling pathway
Cellular component (GO): membrane
Molecular function (GO): G protein-coupled receptor activity; peptide binding
Source: RefSeq, a predicted model, not a curated record
GUUUGCUUAAUGGAAACUGCGAUGCAAGGAAAGACUACCUAAACAUCGCCCACUACGCUAUCACGUUUGAGAAACGAUAAACCUUCCAUAAUGACGCCAAUUUAGAUUUAUAGCGGGUGAUAUUUUCUGCUGACUAAUAGGUUAUUAUUUUUAAUUGAUUUCAAUAUUCCUAAUCGUUUUCUAUUGCUAUUCUUUUCUUAAAAGGUUAAUGUUACCAGCUUUAAUAUUUGAAUAGAAUACAGAUUUUUAAAAUAAUUGAAGAUAUCAUAAAACGUAGAACAGCCACGGAAUCAGAAUCAGACGUGAGCAUAAAAUGAACAUCAAAUGCGAAGAAGAAAUUAAUUUGAAUAUAAAUAACACAGUGUAUUUAAAUAAGUUAUCAAACAGACAAUUCUUUCCACCCGCAGUGCAAGUGGUUGUUACAAUAUGUUAUGUUUCUUUAUAUACAGUAAAUUUAGUUGGUAAUGUUUCCAUAUGGAUGGCUAUACGUUCUCGAAAGACACUUCAAACACCAAUGAAUUAUCUUCUGCUAAACUUAUCACUCGCGCAUAUCAUUUCAGGAAGUAACAUUAUCUUCUUUGCUUUUGUAACAGACACAGGCUCGUUGGCUAAUUCACAAACUAGCCUGAACGCUCUAUGUAGUUACACCGAAGGUUUAUGCGUCUACUUCAUCAGUGCUGGUGUUUAUUUGUUUACGUUGUGCGCGAUUAGUGUCAACAGAUAUGUUGUCAUUAAGUAUCCAACACGUCACGAACUUCGUAUGAAAAAGAAAGGGAUUAUCAUAUACAGUUUUUUAGCAUGGCUUUUAUGUAUUGGUUUCAUUAUUCCUUCCAUUAUUUCAUUUCGCUAUGACAGACACAUUAAAUUGUGUGAACGCAAUUGGAGAUAUAUUAGUCAUCCACUUGUUUACAGGAUAUCAAUUCUCCUAAUUUCUAUUUUCCUGCCGUUAACAUGUCUUAUUAUUUCAUUUGGUGCAAUCUUGUGGAAACGUUUUCAUAAUGCUGAUCUGUUAAAUAACUGUGCAGUCAGAAACAAAAAUUUACAGAGGGCAGAGAAACUUUUAGGCAUAUCUUUAUUUACAUUUUUAUUAACUUGGUUUCCAUUUUUUCUUUACUGGUUUCUACGGACUUUUAAUUACUUCCAUGGUUGUGAUGGUUCUGUAAGUGCAAUGAAAUGGUCUCGCAUUACAUUAUUGUUUUCAACAAUAAAUGGGGCAAUAGACCCUAUCAUAUAUACUGUCGGAAAUCAUAAUCUAAAAAUGGCUAUUUCGUACCAGAUGGGAAAGCUUUUUCCUAUCAUUAGGCAAAGACGAGAGAAUAAUAAUGUGCAAGAAAACGUAAAUGGACAAUGUGGUAAAACAGAAUCUGUAUCAAUGACGUAGAUCCGAUUGACUCCUUAUCUUUGUUUAAGUUUAACCUUAAACUGAUGUAAAGAAGAGAUGUGUCUCCGAAUAAAGGCAAGCUUAAAGCUAUAACUUUGUCGUUAGGGUUAUAUUUAAUAUCAAAUAUGUAAGGUAUAAUGUAUGAGAUUUUACCCAAAGAAAAAAUAAAUUCUUUAU